UCCUUUCCACAUGUAUAGCUGCUCAGCCGCCGCAACGCCUUGCAUGAACGCGCUCAGUCUCGCCGUGCUGCUCUGGAGGACUCCUUCCACCUGCAGCAGUUCUUCAGGGACUCUGAUGAGCUCAAGAGCUGGAUCAACGAGAAGAUGAAGACCGCCACAGAUGAGGCUUACAAGGACCCCUCCAACCUUCAGGGCAAGGUGCAGAAACACCAGGCUUUUGAAGCUGAGCUUUCAGCCAAUCAGAGCCGCAUCGAUGCCCUGCAGAAGUCUGGCCAGGAGCUGCUUGACGGAAAGCAUUACGCCUCCACUGAGGUGGCCGACCGCAUGGAGGAGGUCGGCUCCCAGUGGAAGAAACUUCUGGAGGCCACCGAGCUCAAAGGUACUGGCUAGAGGAAAGCCUAUUAACUUGGUU
Messenger RNA from Notothenia coriiceps (black rockcod), 412 nucleotides. Its product is annotated as spectrin alpha chain, non-erythrocytic 1-like. Lineage: Eukaryota; Metazoa; Chordata; Actinopteri; Perciformes; Nototheniidae. Gene Ontology annotation, molecular function: protein binding. The transcript is spliced from 2 exons. The record is from RefSeq and is a predicted model, not a curated record. Bases 145 to 390 code for a protein of 81 amino acids.